Molecule: messenger RNA, 10918 nt
Organism: Erpetoichthys calabaricus (reedfish)
Lineage: Eukaryota; Metazoa; Chordata; Cladistia; Polypteriformes; Polypteridae
Gene: mtcl2
Product: suppressor of glucose, autophagy associated 1
Exons: 14
Coding region: 372-5711 (1779 amino acids)
Biological process (GO): regulation of autophagy
Source: RefSeq, a predicted model, not a curated record
GAGGAAGGUGCAGCUGAGGGUCGCUGUUUCCCUUAAACAACAUACGAGGGGUCGCUCUUGCACCGUUAAAGCCCUGACUGUCAGUUAGAUGAAACCUAAGCUGAUCCUGCGAGAGGAGCCCAGACUUGUCGUCACUGAGCCGCUAGCUGGGCGGAGAAAACGCUCGAUCUGUUGCUGCCGGGGCUAAGUGUUUGAAUACAGAAGAGGGAGGCGCACUUUUGCGGCGUGUAAACGGCAGGAAAAUCUCUCACAUUCAGAGGCGCAAACGACAAUUCAGGAUCCGCUCGUUCUGUGCUCCUUUUCACAAAGGGAAUUUACGUUUUGUUCGUAUUUGCAGGUUUUAUCCGUUAUUUUUUUUACUAGAGGAAUGAAUGACCAAGACAAAGGCUGAUGUGAAAUUGAUAAAGACGCUUAAUUCUUCUAGAUUAGGAGCAAGACAAACCAUGGAUGUUGAAAACGCGAACAAUGAGAGCCCAAAGCCCGAGCCACACCAGUUUGAGCAGCAGCAUGCCGUCCACCCGCAGAGCAGUGGCGAGAAGAAAAAAGUGAACCGGGCGCCUUCACCGGCCAGACCAAAGGAUGUUCCUGGCUGGUCCCUGGUAAAAAGUCGAGGCGGCGGUACAACCAGUUUCCAUGUUAAGACGGGGCUUCUGCAUCUUGGCAGCCGGGCAUCGAGGCGCAGCCCCGGGAACAGCAAAGACUCCAAACCCGAGAAACACAAGCAGGCUGCCCGCACCCCUUCAACCGGCACCGGUGCUCACAAAACUGGCUGCAGCAAGUCGGGAAAAUCUGCGAGGAGGAAGAUCUCGGACGCCAGCAACGCUUCGGAUGAUCUGAGCAAAGACUCGGGCUGUGCUCUCGGCAAGCUGUCCCCGACAGACAGUAGCUCGGAAAUAUCGGAUUGCGCCUCCGAGGAAAACAAGCUGUCCACAGACGCUCUGAGCAGCGAUACGGAGUCCAGCAACCGAGGAGGGAGAGGCGUCGCCGAGAGAACGGGAGAGCAGUCCGCUAAAACCCCAAUCGAGACGGAGCGACGGCUCUGCCUGGGAGUUGGCACAGCCGACGGGGAAGAAGGCAUCUCACCGGCGGAUGAGCGUUCUACAGCUUCUCUGGACAGCCGUCUUCAUAUCAGUACCUCACUGGCGUUUUCCGAUCUGACGGAGGAGUUUAUGGAUGGGAUGCAGGAGGAGUUUGUUAGGGAGAUUGAAGAGUUGAGAUCGGAAAACGAUUACUUAAAAGAUGAAAUUGAAGAAUUACGAUCUGAAAUGCUGGAAAUGAGGGAUAUGUACAUGGAAGAGGAUGUCUAUCAGCUUCAGGAUCUCCGACAACAGCUAGACCAGGCCAACAAGACAUGCCGCAUUCUUCAGUACAGACUUCGAAAGGCUGAGCGCAGGAGUCUGCGGGUGGCACAGACAGGCCAGGUGGAUGGCGAACUAAUCCGUGGUUUGGAGCAGGAUGUCAAGGUAGCAAAGGAUGUCUCAAUUCGUCUUCACAAUGAGUUAGAAGCGGUAGAAAAGAAACGCUGCAAACUAGAGCAGGAGAAUGAAGAACUACUGCAAAAAGUUCUCGACCUGGAGGUGGCCAAGCAGGUUCUUCAAGCAGAGUUUGACAAAACCAAAGAGAACUCCUUGAAGAAAAGAGGAGUACGUUCUGUUGGCAAGACAGACAAGAAACCAUCGCCUCAGGAGGACAGUGCUGAUCUCAAAUGCCAGCUACACUUUGCAAAGGAGGAGUCAGCCCUUAUGUGUAAGAAGCUCACAAAGAUGGCAAAGGAUAAUGAAAGCAUGAAAGAGGAGCUGGUUAAGUAUAGGUCUUUGUAUGGAGAUCUUGACAGCUCACUGUCCAUAGAGGAGGUAGCCGAUUCACCCCAUUCCAGAGAAGCAGAGCUAAAGGUUCACCUAAAGCUAGUGGAAGAAGAAGCCAACAUUCUUAGCAGGAGAAUUGUGGAGCUAGAAGUGGAGAACCGUGGUCUGAGAGCUGAAAUGGAUGAUAUGAAGUGCCAAGGUGACCGUGAACAUGGAGGCCACUUGUUACUGGCUUCCACAAAUUAUGGUGAAAAUGGAGAAAGUAUAAUAGAACUUAAAAGGCACCUCCAGUUUGUAGAAGAAGAGGCUGAUCUUUUGCGACGUUCCUUGUUAGAGCUUGAGGAACAGAAUAAAAUGUUAAUGAAUGAUCUAAACAAGUACAAGUCAGACCAUGACCUGGAUACCACCAUGUCAGAAGACAGCUGUUCUGUCAUAAGUGAGCCAUCACAGGAGGAGCUGAUUACUGCCAAACUCCAGAUUGGUGAGCUAAGCGGGAAAGUAAAGAAGCUUCAGUAUGAGAACAGAGUCUUGCUAUCAAACCUACAGCGCUGUGAUCUGGCCUCCUACCACUCCACUCGACUUGCGAUGGAGACUGAUGCUGAGGCAGGAGACUCGGCCGAAUGUGUUCCAACAACCUUUAGGAGAGAAGGUCCCAUCGGUGGAGAGAAUGAUUCUGGGGAGAACAGGGAACAAAAGAACAGAAUUAAGGGCAAUCACAACAGAGAUACUUAUGAGAUGUGUGCACCUGAGAUUCUCAGAGGCAAAGAUUACGAUGAUCUUAUUGCCAUUAAAGAUCAAGCAUCACUUGUUACUAAAGCCAUAGAAAUGCUGAUGUCAGAAUCCAAUGGGUUCAUGUCAUUUUCUAAGCUCUGUCCGAAUGUUGAAUCAACAGAUCCGAGUCUUAGCGAAAAUUUGGAAAGAAAUGAAUGCAACAUUGACAUAAAGUUUUUCAAUGCCCUUAAUAUGCGAUUGAGUGCCUUACAAAGAGAGUUGUCCAUCUUUAUGGAGAAGGUAGACACCCUUGGAGACUCAUUGAGUGAGCAAACAGAAGCCAUUGUGCCGUAUAGUCUUCUAACUGAGCCACAAGACUCUUUAGCAGAUGUUCCAAGAAAAGAACUUGGCAGUGAUCAGAAGCAGCCUGAAUUUAGGGGCCAAAUGGAGCGGGAGAUAGCCGGUCACAUCCAAGGACCACAAGACAUUUACCUUAAUGGUAUAACUGAAGACCACAACAACGAAAGUGACCAAGAUGCCAAGGUCAAUCGAUGGGGUGAGCAAGACAUCCUUUCAAUUGAGCGGCCAUCAGAACAGAUCAAAGAGUUGCAGUCACUUCUCUACGAGGCAAAAGAGAGUAUCCAAAUCCUGCAAGAGCAGCUGUCUCAGGAGAGGCAGAAAUACAGAGAAGAUGUCGAAUGCUUUGCUCAGAGGAUCACACAGCUGAAAGAGGAGCAACAGAAGGCCUUAGUGCGGCGAGACUUUGAGUUUCAGAGCCUCAGCUUGCAGACGCGUCUGGAGCAGAAAUUCUGGAGUCAAGAGAGGAAUUUGAUAGUGCAAGAGUCACAACAAGUGAAGAAGAAUAUCCUCCUGCUCAACCUUAAGCUCAGGUGGUUCCUUAAACAGUGGCGCCUGGGCAAGAAGCUGGAUAAUGAAGAGCAGGGCUUCCUUGAGGUUAAAAGUGUGAAAGAUCUGUAUAUGCUUAUCCACCAGGAGGACUUGGCUUCUCACCAAGUUGAUAACAAGACAGUGACAGCUGAUGAUCCAUCCCAGAAUUCAUUAGUGCUGGAGAGAACAAACAACAUUCCAGAGAAAAGCUGCAAACAGGUUAGCGAACUCAGCAGUUCCUUCGCGGACCUUAAGGAGGCUGUGCGGGACAUGUGUAUGGAGCUCCAGGAGGAGAGACGGAGCUCCCAAGAGCUGACUCAGCAAUUUGCAAAAGCAAAGGCUGCCUGGGAGGUUGAGAGGACAGAGCUCAAAUGCAGCAUCAGUCAGCUGGAUUGUAAGGCCAGCAAGCCAAAUCUGGAGAAGGCCCCACCAGAGCUUAAAGCAACUCUCAAGAGGGAACGAGAAGAACACCAGCACCUACUGGCCGACUCUUACGCAGCUGUCAUGGACCUAACCAAGCAACUGCAGAUCAGUGAGAAGAACUGGAGUCGAGAAAAGCUGGAGCUGCUAGAGCGAUUUAGCCAGGAACAAAGCCAAUGGGAACAAUGCAUCCGGGACUCCCAGAAUAAACUCAACCAGGCAUCACCAGAAAAAAUUACUGAAAAGGAAACUUCGUCUGAAGCGGAAACAAAAGGAACAAAUCUUCAGAGAACAAAAUCAGUUUCCUCUAUGUCAGAGUUUGAGAGCCUGUUGGACAGCUCACCGUUUAUUCCUUCCCACCCUCACAAUGACUCCAACAGAGAUGACAGCAAAGCUCAGCCAGGAGUUCCGGAGAUUUCCAGUAACAUCUCAGACAUGGCAGAUUUAAAUGAAAAGAAUUGGAAGUACCUCACAAAUGAAAAGGCCCUCAUUGAGAAAGCUGAUCCUUUCAAGACAUGGGACUGCUCUACAACAAUGAAGAGCUUUUCCGGUCAUGAUCAAAGUUUAGCAAACAUGCAAAGGAGUUACACUGCACCAGAUAAAACUGGCAUCAGGAUUUACUACAGUCCACCAGUGGCACGCAGGAUGGAUGGCUCUUUAUCGCAAGGAACUAAUGAUGGAAAAAUGAUGGUUGAACCUGGGUAUUUGUUUACCAUGGCCAAACCCAAAGACCUUGAAAAAUCGGAGAACCCUUUGGAGAGUACAUACAGUAGGUGGUUGUGUAACUUCUCCAAGCAACACCGGGAUUUGCUAGAGAGCAGCUCUGUCUCGCAUUCAGUUGUGGCAUCUGGUGGAUUGCCUUCCUCAUUCCACAGCCUAGAAAUUUCCGGCAAUAUGAGUGAUGAUAUGAAGGAAAUGACAAACUGUGUGAGGCAAGCUAUACGAUCAAGUUCAUUAGAGAGAAAAUCCAAGGACACUGCAAGUCAGACCAUCCUCGUCUCCACUACUGCCACUCAGACCACACAGUUUGUCAGCAUUGGUCUUCAGACUGAUGGCCCAAGAAGUAGCCUACAUACCAAGAGCUGGUCACCAAGGAAUUCUUCUCUGAUGUCAGCCCGCAGCAGGCAGAUCUCUACCUCCUUGGAAAAAGUGCAUAAUAGAAUUGAGCGGCCAUGUUGCUCACCUAAGUAUGGUUCUCCCAAGCUGCAAAGGAAGCUAACUACGUCCUCGUCCAAAUUAGACAGCACAAAAGACAGAAGUCUUUGGAAUCUGCACCAUAGGGGCCACAGUGGGUCAGCCUGGGCUAGAUCUACUACAACCAGAGACAGCCCAGUGCUAAGUGGACUCAAUGAUGGGCUGUCAAGCUUGUUCAAUGUAGUGGAACAUAACGGGAGUACAGAAUCCCUGUGGAAGGGAGUCACCCAAGAGGCCAAAACCAAGACUGAGGUACCAAAAUAUGGCAUUGUCCAGGAGUUCUUUCGCAAUGUCUGUGGCAGGGUACAGACCCCCACAGCUAGUAUGGAGAGGCAACACAGAGAUGUCACUAUUGAUGAUGGCUGCAAAAAAUUAGACUAUAAUUCUUCGACUCUGGUGUCUUCUCUUAGUGGCACCCAAACAGAUGCUGUUUCAAAAAUUGUGAGCAAAAGGAUCCUGAAACAGAACACUAAGGAUGACCAAAGCCAAAACACUAAAGAUUCUGCUACAAGGGACAUCAGCCUGAAUUCUUCCAUUGCACUUGAGGAUGUCGCCUGUGACUGCACGUCACAAUCCCUCACCUCUUGUUUCUCCCGAUCAGCAAGGUCAGUGACACGCCACUCCCCAGCACAGUGCAACGCCCGCACUUCUGACCCCUGUGCAGCUGAAGACAAAACGGAUGGUUCAGAGUAAGGGUUUGCACCAGGUCUAUUGCUACAAUGGGAGACAGUGCUCACAGCAAGAAGAGAAACAUUUCUUUUUAAAUAUUUAUUUACAAGGAAAAAAGAAAGCCAAGUAAAACCAGCAAUGAAUAGUGAAACUGUCUGAAGAGCCAUUUUAUUUCUACCAUGUUUCUUACAAUAUAUUGUUACUUUCAGAGCUAUUUUUUGGUUCCCUUGUUCUGCUGCACUACAAGGCAACUUUGUCUCCCUUGGUGUGGGCAAAUCUUUUUACUUUGGAAAAAAAUAUUUUAAAGCACAUUUAAGGCUUUCCAAAUUCGUUUCUCUGUACCAGAGUGAUCAUUUAGAAAGAACAUGCAUACCUCCAAUAAUAGGUCAAACCAGAAAUUAGAGUCAUUUUUAAUAAGAACACCUUUAAAAGUCCUGUGAGAUGUUCUGAGCUCUAAGAAUCCUUAUUGUGGCUCAAAUCAGUGCUUAUAAACCUUUUAUUAUUCAUUCAUCAAGUUAUGUAGCCAGGGAAUAUUCCUUAAAUAUGCAAAUAGGCACUUCACGGCCAGUUUAUUUGGUACACCUCUCUGUUAACUAGUCCAGCAUCUGUGCAGCUUGACUAUGUCAGAAAGACCGAAGAUGUCAAUGUGCAGCAUUAGGAUGGUCAUAUAAACUAUAUUGUCUCUUAGUUAUUUUAAAUUAAGUGGUUGUGCAUUCUCAACCUACCCAUGACACUGCCAUGCAUGACAACUUCAGCAAGAUUGCUGUUACUGAUACACUCGUGCCAGCCCAUGUGGUAUGUUCAAAGCUAAUGUUCUUUAGUGUUCUCCCUGUGAAUUGCACAGAGAUGCACACAGUGUGUCGACGCCUGUCUACCUGCUUAAAACAGAACUGUCCAUACAUACAAUGCUGUCACUGCUCUGGUGGAAAGGUGUACCUAAUAAAGUGACCACAUUGUGAAAUGCUGCAUUCAUUAACUUUAAUAAAUACGAUCAUCCUCAACAAAUCCCCAACAUUUUUCAACUUCCAAAUAAUUAUUGUGAUAGUAAAACAAUAAAAAAAGUAUUAGGCCCCAUUUAAGUUUUUUUCUAGCGUUCUAGUGCUGAACCGGAACACUUCUCAAACCACUUGUAAAGUUACUUGCUAUUAUUUUUCAAUAACAGUAUUUACAUCUAGUUUUACAUUAGAAAACCAAAUGAGGCAGGUAGACCCGUUUCUGGCUUUAAGCAGGAACUCUGGGUGUGAAAACAAAGGCUGAAAACCACUGGUCUGAGUAGCGAGAAAGGGCAGUUGUUCCACAUUGAGACGUGACUAGUUAGCAAAACAGUACUAUCAGAAAACUAAAUUCUGUUUCUUGCCCUUGAGUUUGUUUAUUAGCUUAUCAGCAAAUGUGUAAUAAGCACAUCAAAUCAAUGUCAUAAUUGCCUAAAAUGUUGUGCUUUAUCUCUCCUGAUUGUUUUCUGAGAUUUCAAUUAUGGUCCCCGUCUUCGUGUUUACGCAGAACUCUGUUGGAAUGUUAUGAGAAAAUGUGUAGAUUCACAAUCAAUAGUAUAUUGCUAUCCCAGUUAUUUUUUGUUGCAUGAAGGCAUCAAAAAUGAAACGCAACUUUUAAAAAUAGACAUUAAUUUAUAAUAAUCAACUAUUAGAACUGUGCAUGUGGGACCAGUGAAUUUUUUUUUUAACAUUACUGCUGUCUUUCUUUUUUGAAAGAAUGGUUAUGAAUAGUAAAUUUUACUAUUAACACUUAACCUUUUAACUUUUUAAAAUUCUUUUUAUACUGAGGGAAUUGCUUGGUUUAAUUUAAUGUUUUGUAUCAUUUCUCAAUGGUGCUGAAAUAUACAGAAUUCCGAGUAAUUGGUAUACUAAGAAAAAAAGUUUUUUUUUUAAUUUUGGUAUUACAAUAACGACAUGACUGAAGGAAAAUCACUGUACUGGGGUGGAUAAUUUACUGUACUGUCAUGUUUAGACGUGUCACUGACGUUGAUCAUUUAAUCCCUAAUUUUCAGAAGUGCACUAAAUAGUUUUUGGCACAAUCCGCUUACAUUUUAUUUGUUUCUGAUAUUUGUACGUCCUUACUGCUACUUCGUCACUCAGUGACUGACACACAGUGUAGAACAUUUACAUAUUUUCAUGAUGACAGAAUAAAUUAUGGCUCACUUCAGGGCUUACUAUUCUGAAACCUAAACUUGACAACCAAAUUUACUAAAUCACGGUGAACUCCCACUUACUCCACUCUGCAGUUGUCUUUUGUAAUAAAAAUUAUUCAAAUAAACACCAACACUGACAAUAGUGAUGUCCACAUCCCCAUGUAGAUAACUCCAGAUCUGUAAUCUUCAACAUCCAGUUCUAUGUAUCCUGGUAACUUUGUGACUCAAUUCAUUUUAAUCCUACUUUCUCUUUUGUUUUCCACUUGAUAAGAAAAAAAAAUGUCAGUGCUUUCCCAUAUUAUUCUGAUAUACUUCACAAAGAGUUCAUAGAGAGUUGACGGCCUCCCUUCUAAAACUCCUCAUUUCAGCACAGCUUUACUCUAGUGUCACUUGAACUUACAUUUUUUAUUCACAUGUUGCUAUAUUUAUCACAAAGUUGAUCAUUUCAAAACUUCAAAACCCUCCCACAUAACCCUUUUUAUUUCAUAUGUUCCAAAGUGAAUUGCCUUUCGUCACCCAAAUGUGUGUUUCAUAUUUCACGAUACGCAGAGUUAUGGAAAUUGAACUGAAUGAAGACAAUAGAAUCUACUGUGACACGUAACUGAAUGCGGAUUUGAAAGAUGUACGCCUUUUGAAAUGUGGAACUGAGAAACCAGAACUGUUUUACAUCGUCUUUCUCUAUUUUGUUCCUGCACUGGCUUAUGGUUAACUCCACGCACAGUAUACAUUUUUAGGGACCUUCAGGGAAGCUUGCAGGGAUCCAUGCAUAGCUGGAGAAUGCAGAACACUACAUGACCAUUUACCGAGGCUACCUCACCUUCCCUCCCUUUUCUAUUUUAUACUCCAUUUCUUUCUGUUAAACUCAAUUUAAAUAGAAACACUAGAAACUGGUGCCUUUUUUUGUACAUUUUUUUUCAGAGCAUUUUAACAAAUGGUUACACUUCAAUAUACUGAGCUAGCGUAUUACAUAAUUAUCUGUGUUUUUAAAUCUUUAAAGAUGUUUUGUUGAGAAUAAAUGAGCUCAGUUAUACUAUUGUUAACAGAGAUCAUUUUUAAUAGGAGAGGCAAGUGUUCUACUUAGACUAAGGUCCAGGCAACAAACAUUGUAGCUUGAAUUUUGUUCAUCACUAAACACAUUAACCAGUAAUGGGACCUUCUUUAGGCUUCUGCAGCCUGGCUGCUUCUUUAGUUUCUGUUGAUAAAAUGUAGGUGCGUACUUUACCACAGCGCUCUGUUCAGAAUAACUGCUUAGGUUAGGCGAAGCUUUCAUGACAUUUGAAUUGCAUUUUUAAAAACGGCUAUCAGUUUGAUGUCAUACAAUCACAGAUUUGGCUACUUUUGUUAAACUUGGUUAUUUUUAAAGAUUUCAUUUGUAAAACUGACAUUGUCAUACAUUCUGUGUUUAUUACUUUGUGGCAGUUAAGCACAGUUUUGGCUCCUCAGAUGAAACCCAACAUUUAGCCACUACCACCACACAAUGGCGUCCUUGCUUCUUGUUCACACAUUCCAUUUGUUUGACAGUUUGCAGAUGUCAAACACAAAAGCCCACACUCCACAGGGGGAAGCCCAGCCACUCAAGUAGAUGUCCCUUUCUUUAAAUUACUGAAUAACGUGUCUGUUCAUGUAUAUUGUAGGUAAUAAUUUCAAAAUAGUGUCACAAAGCCAUAUAAUUACCCUGUUACUUUAUCAAGUAGUCCUCCAAGAACUUUUUGUAACAUUUUCUUACUGAAGAAGGAAUGAAAACCAAAUGCCAAUAUCCUUCCUUAAAGGUUAAACAUAAAAGAUUUCCCAAUUUAUCCUCUUCCCAAACACAGGCAGACAUAUAAUUAGCCCUCACUUACCUCACUUGCGCUUUGGUGUUAUUGGUGCUUCUUGUGGUACAUUUUCAUUUGGCAAAAGCAAGUAGAAUUCAAAGCAAGAAAAAAAGCAGCCUUAAACUUUACAAUAUAUUGGUACGGCACAUUAUAUCGGAUACAGUGGCCACACCAGGGACAAUUUAGAAUCGCCAAAGCACCUAACCUGCAUGCCUUUGGACUGACCCCAGACAUGGGGAGAACAUGCAAACUCCACGCAGGGAGGACCCGGGAAGUGAAACCAGGUCUCCUUUCUGCGAGGCAGCAGCGCUACCCACUGCGCCACCGUGCCGCCUCCACAAUGGCUUAUAAGACCAAAAGUUGAGUAACAGACCUUUCGUGAAGUUUUCUGGAAAACAAAACCGCCUUCACUUUAAAGGUUGACCCCAUAGUAAACAGUGGUUGUCACCAUGCUGCAUUGGCAUUGCAUUUUUUUUAUUGUUUGUUUUUGUUAGAGUGUACAGUAUAUUUGCAUAACUGAAGUUCUGUUUUACUGUAAAAACGAUUUUGGCAUAUAAAGAGCUGAAAUUAUUAGAGAACAAAAAUCAUUUUUACCCACAAGACAAACAGAAGAUUAGCACUUGAAGCAAGCUGUAAGCUGUGCUCUGCUCUUUAGCGAUCGCAUUCUCCUUUCAUUCCGUAUUUAAUAACUUCAGCCAUUCAUUGCUACUGGUUUGGCAAAACAAUUUCCAUCACUCGCACCUACGACUUCAUAAUGGUCGCGCCAUGCAUGCUUUACACAACCCCAUGUGCCAUUCGUUCAUACUGUCAUCGUCUCAUUCAGAGCAUUAUAACAUUUUGACCAUGUAGUUAUAUUUUGGAAAAUUAAAAAAAAAAAAAAGUUGUUAGCUGAACUGUUAAUAAUAGUUAAAUUAUUUAAUAUGCCUGUACUUUUUUAAUAUUCUGAUACAAAAAGCAAAGCAAUCUUUUCAUGUUAUUGUAAGUUAAAUAUAAAUAUUGUAAUUUAUACCGUAUUUCGUUUCUAUCCUUCAGUAGGAGAUGCUGAUUGUCUAUAAUAAUUUUGAAACAUAGUUAGAGAUGUCAGAAAUUAAUUUACACUCCUCCACUUUCACAGGAGAGCAUUUUUGUAUAUAUGAUGAAAAAAAGAUGUUAAAAUGUAGUAUGGGGGUAGAAAAUGUUUAUUUGUACUGUGAGGUUUUCCAACUCCAGAUUUCAUGGAGUUUCUUGUUGUUUCAUGUCUUCUCUAAGAAUAAAUGUUUUUGAAAACAAAA